AUGAUUAAUAUUAAAUAAAUAAUAUAAGCAAUUAAAGGAUGUAUACAAAUUUUAAUAUUAAAAGAAAAUAUCUAAGACUUAAGAAAGUUUAAUCCUUCCCCCGAGUAAGAGUGCAGUAAUUAGAAAAUGAGAUUAAUACAUUUAGCCGCGUCAUAUCCUAGUAUUGAAAUUUUAGAAUUUUUUAUUGAGAAAUCUUAAAAUUUAGAAAUCACAGAUUCUAUAGGAAGAACUCCUUUGCAUUAUGCUGUUAAUAAUGGAUAAUUAAAAAAUGUUGAAUUAUUGAUAAAAAAAGGAGCUAAGAUAGAAGCGUAAACAAUAGGCGGUGAUACACCUUUGAUAAAAUCUGCAUUAUUAAAAAAUCAUUAAUGCUAUCAUUAUUUAAUUGGCGAAGGCGCAAAUAAAUUACAUUAAAACUGUAUUGGGCAAAGUGCUGAAUAAAUAUAUUAAUAUAAUUGA
Messenger RNA from Paramecium tetraurelia, 456 nucleotides. RefSeq lists its product as uncharacterized. Gene Ontology annotation, molecular function: protein binding. The record is from RefSeq and is a predicted model, not a curated record. The transcript is spliced from 2 exons. NCBI's taxonomy places the organism in Eukaryota, Ciliophora, Oligohymenophorea, Peniculida, Parameciidae.